UAAAUACUUAUGGCAUUAUGUGAGCACAUUAGUUGCACGAGGUGAUGAUGUAGGCCUAUUGAGUUGAUUCUCAUAAACUGUACCACUGAACACUAAAGCUGUGAUUUGCCAGCAAUUUUGUGUUAUUCGUCUGUGUUUUAGUCCCGGUCAUAAUAGACGUCAUUGUGCCUGCUUCCCUUGUGAGUGAAUUGGGAUGCACUGCAUGGUUGAGGUUAGGCAGCAGUGGCUGGCUGUGUUGUUUCUGUACAGACCACCAAAGCACCCGUGAGAAGCCAGGAGGUCCUGGAUCACCAGAGGAAGCCAGUGGCAUGUCUUCUACCCCUCUGGUUCUCAGGAUGCAGGAUGGGUUGAUCAAUAGGACCGCCUGCCUGUGUCUAGACCCAACCAGCUGCUUUGGACCAUACCUCAAAGGAGAGGCUUGGAUUUCUUGGGAAACUUUUCCUUCUUGUACACUGUGAGCGGCCAGUCAGCCAGCCACGCAGCUCUCUGUUGCUAUGGAUGCCUGUGCUCGUAUUAGAGGAGUCCCAAUAAGGUCCAGGGCCUCAGUACGGAAAGAGACUGUGCGUGACAGUGGGGCACAGUAUGUGAAGAGCCUCUUUAGGAAUAAAAAAGAGCUGUGCAGUGUUGGCCUAGAGCUGCCAACCAGAGACACCACAAGACUGACAGAGAUUAAUUUUGUGUGUCUGCCUGGUCAGUGUGAAGGGGAGGAUGUCACCCAACAGGCUCUAACAUCUCUGCCAGUGGGACUGUGUGAGCUUCUCAGGUCACUCCACGUUCACGGUCUCAAGAAUGAUGAGGUUCUGCUGCUCAAAGACUCCCGCAGGCUGGCAGAGCACAAAGACACUGGGCCUCAGUGUUGGUUAAAGGCUGUGUGUGUGCUGAGGCAUAAUCCCAGCACUAGCAUCUAUCCUCAGGCCAGUGUAGCAUCUUUGCUGGGCUUGCUGGGGUGCUACACGGCAGGUGUCCGCUAUGCUUUGGAGCUUCAGGCUCUUCAGAGGGGCACAGCUGAGCCCAGUCAGCCAGAGGAAGAUGACACCAACCAGUCAGUCUCAUCAAUCGAAGAUGACUUUGUCACAGCCCUGGAGCAUCUGGAGGAGGAUGACACAGGAGACAAUCCCUCAGCAGUUUCCUAUCGUCAUUUUAAAAAGCGUGAUGUGGCAUCACAGACAAUCCCAGCCCACAAGAGAAGAAAAGAAUUAUCAGGCUCUCGUGUUAUCAUAAGCUCAUCUUCGAAGAAGUACUCAGUCAAACAUAGGUCGGGUCCAGAUGUAUCUGUCACAGUGCAGCGGUCAUCAGGUGUGGAAUCCCAGUGGACUUACUGUAGUCCCGGAGCUCGUCACCCCUCGCCUUUGAUUCAUGUCAGUGAAUCAGAAGAGUCAGACUGCUCCAGCCCCAGUCCAAUCAUUUUCCUGGAUGAGGUGGGCUACCAGAAGAGCCUGUUGGCCAAGCUGGACAUCCCCCAGGUGCCAGGAGGGCCCAGAGAUCGAGUUGAAGACUCAGACUCUGAAGUCAGUGAAUUCUUUGACAGUUUUGACCAGUUUGAUGACCUGGAGGAGCUGAGCUCAGAGAGCUGUACUCUUGCACUGCCUCUGGACACCAUCAGUGCCCCAACCACACAGAAGAAGUCAGCUGACUCUAUCACGGGUGGGUCAGCAUCCAAAUAUGUGUCUAGGGGCUGCUCAACCAAGGGUAUGAAUCCUCAUCGCUUUGACCAACCCACUCUCCCAGCCAAUGUGAAAAAACCCACUCCCCUGAAACCAGGCUCUCCCUACUCACUUCACUCUGAGGUGCCUGACUCCCCUCGACCUGUGCAGACCCCCUCUGAGGAGAAUGGUGGCCCACUCUUCAGUCCUGUCAGCUUCUCAGCCUUCAGCCCUCUGGUGGACUCUAGUGGACCACUGGAAUACUUUUGGGAGACGGAUGAGGAUGGACAGGACAGCUCAGAGCUACGUAAACCCCAGGAUCUCUGCUCUCUGUAUAAGACCUACUCAGACUUUGCCAGCAGUCUGUCUAAAGAGAUUCUGGGAUCUGUGUGUGGCUACCAGUCUGCCGUUGAUAUCAGUGAAAACAAGAAUCUCAGCUGUGUCUGCCACAAGGAAUUCAAGAAUCCUUCGGGUUACCUGAUGAAGCUGUCAGAAAUACAAGAGACUGUAACAGUGGACAAGCUACAAAAGAAGUCUCAUUCUCUGAAGGAUGGCAUUCAGAGGUUUGCUACUGAUCUUGUGGAAAUGAGCCUGGGCAGUGCCUUGCGAGACCUGCAAAAAGGUGUAUCCUCCUGUACCACCACUUUGUGUCACUUAGCUGCUAGGCUCACCUCCUCAGUGUUUCAGAUGGCCUUCCAUGAGAUUGGCAUGCGCCACGCCUAUGUGUUGAAGGAACGAGCAAUCAAUGGAUUAGCUGGCUUCCUGGUCGGAGAGGCUGUGUCUGGGGCGCUGAAAGAGUUCCUAACGGUAAAAAAGCAGAUUUUCCACAGCACAGUGACACGUUUCGCCGCUGAUCUGGCUGAAGAGCUUGUGUUUGAAGGCAUUAUGGAAGUGUGUCAGUUCUCCCACCCCUCAACCCCUCUGACCCCUAGUGAUUGGUCCUUUGGCCACAGGCAAGAGGAAGAGGAAGAGGAGGAGGUGGUUUCCUCCUAUGCUUCAGAUUUGUCAGAGUCUGUUAUCCAGGAGGCCUUCAUAGAGCUCUCUCAGGCUGAUGUUGCCUUCACUAGCCAAGCAGCUAUUAGUGUGUCUUUGGACAACAUCUGUUAUGUCAGUGCAGAGAACACUAGCACUCGCACCUGCAGUACCUUUGCUAACCAACAGAUUUUAAGUGCCAGUUCGGCUGCAGCGGCUCCAGGUCCUUCAGGAGAGGAUUCUACCUGCACAGUAAAGAAAGCCCUGUUCACUGUAUCAGGCAUGGCCAGCUGUAUUCCUGUGCCCCAAGCAGGCCAAGCCCUCUCCCACCUCGAGGAUUCUGAGGAGACCUGUCAGUAUAAGUCUAGCUCAUCAGAUACCCCACAGGCCAGUCCCAAAAGAGUAACUGUAUCCAACUCUGACACCACCACAUCUACACAGACUCACCUGUACAGUCAUGGAACUCAGACCCCCAUACCUGGAGGAGACCCUUCUCAAGGAAAGUCCCCAUUCCAAAACUUCUCUGGCAACAUGGUGGAUAUGAUAGUAACUGAGGCUUGUGAGCUAAUAACUGCUUCUAAGAUGAAGAAGAGUUUUGGUGACUGUGCUGAUUUCUUUACAAAGACAAUCGGAAGCCGAAGGGGUUCGUCUUCUAAGCAUGAGACACUAAAUUAUGAGCCUCCAGACUCCCCUUCAAAGCAGGGAGCUGGCAGGGAGUGUCUUAAAUAUGAUUGUAGAGAUUCUGCCUAUGUAAGGAAGGGUGGCCCUGUUGAACAAACAGCAGACCUUAGCAUUCCUCACAUUUCCUUUCAGUCAGGCUCUCAAAACCAGGGGAGAGCCAGCUGUGAGUUAGAUCCUAGUACCAGAGGUGUGGUUGAAACACAUCCUGUAAUGAUGCAUACGCUUGACGUCCCGGGCACUGAGAUGGGUGGACAAAGGAGGAUAUCUGUUCCUGCAGAUGACUCAACUCCAGGCUCUGGCCAAAAAUCUGGUGAGACUCCUGGAACUCCUCCUUCUACCCCUCAGCAACCCAGUGAGGUGUCCAAGGAGAAACAGAUAAAACAGUUCUCCAAGAAGCUGAAAAGCAAGCUGGCCAAGGAAUUUUCCCCUGCCACUCCCCCUCCCACCCCUCACUAUCAGCCUGAGCCUGGCCCAGGGCCAAAAGACAUCACCCCUGAGGCAGACAAGGCUGAGUUUAUGCUAAAACUGAUGAGGUCUCUCUCUGAGGAGGCAGAUGGCAAUGAGGACGAAGAGGAGGAAGAAUUGGCAGAAGAGGGUGGUGUUGGUGGCACUAGCAGAUCUUCAGAGACAGGAGGUGGCAGGCAUGAUCCAAACCAGAUUUCUGCUCGCAGAAUGUCCAACAAAGAAGCUUUCCACUAUGCCGAGCGGUUGGCUUGUCACAUUGUCUCCAUGGCAACAGAGAUGGACACCCUGGGAGUGGCAGAGGAGGAAGGAGAUAUGAGUAAGGGCAGCGAGAGAAGGAGAGACAGUGUGGCUCAGUUCUCAGAGCAGACGCUGAACACCUUGUGGGUGUAUGCAGGGGAGGUGGCAGGAGAGGUGAUCAGUGAUGUGAAGAGGAUGGUGAGCUCCAGACAGCAAUGUCCAUAUCACAGAGCUCUCAGAAGAAGAAGUUUUGACAGAUCUAGCUCUGAAUGUUUGCAUCACCACCAACACCAGUCUCAAUCCAGUACAGAACACAAUAGAGACUGGAGGGUAGGGAGGCUGGCUGAACAGUGGUCCAGUGACCUAAUAGCCUCUGUCUUUCGGUCACCCACCUCCACUUCAAGCACCAUCUCCAGUUCCAGCUCCGGCCUGUCCUCUGAGUAUCCCAGCUGUGAGAGUGUGACAGAUGAAUAUGCUGGCUACCUCAUCAGGGUACUGAAAAAGGAGGGAGGUAGUAGGGAGUUGGUCCUAGACCAGUAUGCGAGCCGUCUGGCCUAUCGCUCUAUAAAACUAGGCUUAGCUCAUGCCAGUCGCAAGAUCAAGCAGAGAUCCUCAAGCACCCGCCUUCACUCCUCCAGGUCACUGCCAGAUGAAUGGAAAGCUUCUGGUAGUGAGGACUCAUCACCCAAGGACAGAGCAGAGUCGGUGGUUUGUCCCUCAGGCAAGGACGCUCAGUGUUGUUGCAGGGACUCUGAAGAGCAGAGUCAGAGGGAGUACAUGGAUCUAGUCAACUUUGCAGAGUCUUUAGCUUACAACAUCACCUGUGAUGUCACACGCAAGCUGCAUCUUUCCUCUGUACGACUGCCCAAGUCUCUCACUGACUCCUGUCUUUAUAAGAAAUCCAAACUUGAAGACAUGGCAGAGAAUCUCAUCAGGAACUCCUUCUCCUGCCCCCUGUUGUCCAAGGAGGGUAAGAACAAGCAUUAUCACAGUACAGGAAGCCUGUAUGAUGGAGGCUACAGCAGUAGGGUGAUGCAGGUCAUCGAGCAUUAUGCCAGGAAAAUAGUUGAUGACACUUUGAAGAUGAGCCUGGCUUCAGUUGGACAUUCAUCCCGGGAGCAUCAGAGGACCCAAGGCCAUGAAAGACACUCUCACACCCAGAGGCUGUCAGAGGGGCCAGCAGUGGGUCAAGCUCUGGGGGAGAGGCCAUGCCGUUACUGUCAGGUCCAGGAGUGCCCAUACUGUACUAAACAUAGCAGGCACUACCAGCCUGUACUACAGAGGAGGAAAAGGGGGCCAGAAUGUCAGGCAAGGGCUGAGCGGCUCUCUAGCCUGGACAUUCCUAAGAUCCACAUUGACCUGGACCAUAGGGCUGCGUUUGCAGAGGAGAUGGUGUCCAUGGCAAUGGAGACAGCUAAACGUGAGCUGAGCAACACCAGCCUUAAUGCCGACAGUGGCAUCGGUCAUGACGGAACCAGCUAUGCUGAGAGCCUGACUGCUGAGAUCAUGACAUCAGCUCUGUCCAACAUCUGCCAGGCAGCCAGCAUCAGCUCUCCAGGAAGGGAAGCCACUGAGUCCACUGUGUCCCAGCAGCUGAGCGUAGGAGACGACAGUCUGGGCAGCUGGUCUAACCUGAGCUUUGAGGAUGAGCACCCAGAUGACAACAGCAGCUUCCUCCACCUCAGUGACAGCAGCAAUGGGAACAGCAGUAGCUGGAGCAGUCUGGGCCUAGAGGGGGAGGCGUGUGAGGAGCGCAUGUCAUUCUCCCCCUCUGACAGUGACAAUACAGAGGACAAGGAGACUGAGGUCAAAGAGGAAUCCAGUGGGACUCUCUGUGUGGACCGGACUCAGGUGCAGGCUUCCAGGAUUGCACUGGUCAUAGUGAACACGGACGUCAGGGAGCUCAGGCGUGGCCCUCAACACGUGACCCUCGACCCCCAGCUCAGGAGCAUGCUGCAGUGGGUGGCAGCCUCCAUGGCAGACAUUCCCCAGAUCCAGCUGAGUCCUGACAGAGAGCUCCAGCAGCUCCCAGCAGUGGUCCAGAGGCUUCGGGAGAGGAAGUGGAGGACGGGAGACCUGCUGCACACGCUGCUGCGUUACUGUGAAGAGAGUCAGCUGUAUGGCCAGUCCCAGGCCAAAGAGGAGGCACCCCUGGCAGCCAGAGAACCACACCGCAUCCCCCUCUUCCAGUGGCUCCUGGAGCACACCUAGAGCCUCUCCUCUCCUCUCCUCUCCUCUCCUCUCCUCUCCUCUCCUCUCCUCUCCUCUCCUCUCCCCUCCCCUCAUCACUUCCUUCCAAACAGGGCUUUGCAAACUCUACAGCCCCUAGAGGGCACCAUACAAAUCAGAUGAUCCGACUUACUCAUAAAUGUGGGCGGUUUGUGUUUUGCAUUGCAUGCUGUGAUCAAGAGUACUUCUGAUGUAUUUUAUUUUUCUUUCCACCUUCUGUUUUGUUGUUGCAGUUCUAUCACUUAUCAGGCUGCGUAUAUCAUGUGUUGAUGUAGUGAGCUGUCUUUCUCGCCCGCCUACACUUCUGAUUUGAAGCCCUCACACCUUGCUGUUGUUGUGUUUGAGCUACAGAAGGAGAAGGAGAGAGGAGAGAGAGACCCACCCCAUCUGUUCCAGACAGAGACAGAAGUGCAGUGAGUUGAGAGAAAGAGAAUGUGUUUUAUGUUAGGGAAUCCCCGAUGAUGUCAACACACCCUCAACUCACCUCUGUGGUGGUGUUUCCACAUGUUAAGAGACCAACUGUGCGCGCGCGCACACACACACACACACACACACACUACAGCUCACCACACCCUUGUAUUAUCAGAAGGAAUCCAAGAUACGCUCAUCAACAUCCAACAAUUAUUCCCCUAUAGUAUUUAUUGUAUUAAUCCACCCAGAAUUACUGUGCUCACAGUUUGCUAGAGUGAAGUGUUUCUCUGGAGCACUGAAUGAGUUAAAUGCACGUAUACUGUGUACUAUGCUGUCAUUUUGCAUUGAUGAUCUAUUGGGCCAUUUAUAUGGCAGUAGAAUGAUAAAAAGCACUUGAUGAAGUUGCCUCUUGCCAGUAUUGGUACUCUUGUUUUAUCUAAAACCGUGACACUGCUUGCCUAGCAACAAUCUCCUUAGUUGUCAAACUUAGUAAAAUACUUUGAGUGGAUGAUGUUUACCAGGGCGGUGUUUUUUAUGUUUUUUUUUUUAAAGUAUAUUUUGUGAAGGUAGAGAAUCUAAUUGAAGAUGAAAUGCUGCUCAGAGCGAUGAAAGAAGCCAUGAUAUUGGCUUAAUGUUGCCAAAUGUAGCUUAUAAGGAGACCCCCUCCCUCCAGUCAGUUAUUAAUGUAUGAUACAUUUACUGUCAGUGGCCCACGUUCAGGGGAAGAUCCAGUGACGCAAAUAGUGGAUCUUUCAGUAAUUAAAGACACCGGUCCAGUCUGCACCUCCAAAACCACAAACUAAAAGCAUGUUCAUGGCUCAACCCUGGACUUACACAUUGUGUCACCCACACUCCCCAGUCACCUUGUGGAAUGAAGGACUCUGAAUACCACAACUUCCACAUAGCACUACUCCUCCAACGCACCCUGUCCUUACUCACCAGUCCCCAUGUGUAUGUUCACACGCACAGCACUACCAGCUACUUGCUGAGAUGCACUUUUGUUUUUUUGUUUUUGUUUUUUUCGUUUGUUUUGUUUUGGAUUUGACCAAGGAGAGACUGGGCGUUUCCAGCCCUGACCUCUCCUGACCUGGCCUCUCUUUGUGAAUUUACUCCAGCGUGGUCGGUCUGCUCUGCAGUCAGUCACAUGCACAGUACCCAAAACCAAUCUACCCUCCCUCCCCGAAGAAUGAUUAUUGGGAUACAUUUUGAUGUUUGUAUUUAUUGUUUCUUUCCUUUUUUUAAUGAGGGACCUAAGGAUGACAUGAUGCUGUGAGGUCCUCAAAUUUAUAUCAGAACUUUUCCUUCUUGAGUUUGAAACACUGUAAUAUACCACAGCCUUGCAUCUAUUAUUCUAAACUAAGUGUUGUUGGUGGUGUUCACCUGCAUGGCUGAAUUUUCAUUGACUUUUAAAGCUCAGCAUUGUUCUUCUUAAUGUAUUGGCCUACACUAAUUGAGCCGCAGUGAUUCGUUUGUGUCCACACUGCCUAACAGUAUGCUAUAGGCCUCUGCAGAUGCCUUGUCUGUUACUGCUUAACCUCUAGGCUGCCAAAUGGUCAUAUACUCUUAAAGGUGUUUGUCCUGUAUGAUUUGUUUACACACAAAAAUCAAUUAAUCACAAAAUCCACUACUUAAAAAAAAAUCCAAAGUGAAACAAAGUUAUACCUACUAUUAUAAUAAUAGUAGAGAGGAAGACAUAGUGAAGUAUUAACCUGAGAAGUGAGAGAGUGCAAAUAUAUUGGUUUACAUUAAAGGAAUGUAUUAAGAGUCAUGGACUUGACACAUGAAGAGAGCGCACCACAGUGUACAAAUUGUCGCCCAGUGUGAAUGUUUAGUUGUUCAAGUAGAACUUUCCCAGUUUUUUCCACCCCCUCUACUGUUUUCUUUCUUUAUCUACAUUACAUUCCUGUGCAUCCCAGAUGACCUAUAGCGCUAUAUUGUUGUGUUUGUGAAAGCUGAAUGUGUACCUGCAAAGACUGAACUCCAUUUAGAAGCAGAUGCUGUAAAUCUGUUUUGCUACUGUUGUUUCCCAGUGUUACUUUCAGCCUCUCUCUGAUCACACACAGGAAUAUAUAUAUAUAUAUAUAUAUAUAUAUAUAUAUAUAUAUAUAUAUAUGUAAAACGAGAAAGAGAGCAAGAGAGAGAGAGAGAGAGAUGUACCUCACCUUCACUCACUUCUGUAUUUUUCCUGCUUCCUUGUAAAAUCCUGCCAAAUAAAGAUAUUUAAUAAAUUAUGUAAGUUAUAUAACAGUGAGUUCACUACUUGUUCUCCCCAAUGGCAUUGCUGAAUAGUUUACAAUGAAGUCAGAAACUCUAAAUUUGUUUAUGUUAAAGCUUGGUGUGACAAUAAAGCUUUUUCAUGUGCUCUUA
This is a messenger RNA of Lates calcarifer (barramundi perch), 9005 nucleotides long. RefSeq names its product A kinase (PRKA) anchor protein 11 (gene akap11). The record is from RefSeq and is a predicted model, not a curated record. Gene Ontology annotation, cellular component: cytoplasm. Gene Ontology annotation, biological process: intracellular protein localization. Lineage: Eukaryota; Metazoa; Chordata; Actinopteri; Centropomidae. Gene Ontology annotation, molecular function: protein kinase A binding.